Drosophila novamexicana is the source of this 2640-nucleotide messenger RNA. RefSeq names its product DNA replication licensing factor Mcm3 (gene Mcm3). Gene Ontology annotation, molecular function: single-stranded DNA binding; single-stranded DNA helicase activity; ATP binding. The transcript has 3 exons. Lineage: Eukaryota; Metazoa; Arthropoda; Insecta; Diptera; Drosophilidae. Gene Ontology annotation, biological process: DNA strand elongation involved in DNA replication; DNA replication; double-strand break repair via break-induced replication. The coding region runs from base 12 to 2501 and encodes 829 amino acids. Gene Ontology annotation, cellular component: nucleus; MCM complex. The record is from RefSeq and is a predicted model, not a curated record.
AUUGUUUGAAAAUGGCACACGACGCGGAGCAAUACAUUAAAGAUAUACAGCGUGAGUAUGUGGACUUUCUGGACGACGAGGAGGACCAAGGCAUCUAUGCUGGCCAUGUCAAAGAUAUGAUUGCCGAGAAGAGCAAGCGUCUGGUUGUCAACAUAAACGAUCUGAAGCGCAAGAAUCAACAGCGCGCCCUUGGCCUGCUGAGCAACGCCUCCGAUGAGCAGCUGGCAUUUGGGCGGGCACUCAAGGAGUACAUCUCGACUGUCGAUCCCAGCUAUGCCAAACAGCACGAAGAUUUUUUUGUUGGCUUCGAGGGCUGUUUUGGCAAUCGGCAUGUAACGCCUCGCACCCUCUCGUCCAUCUAUCUGGGAAAUCUCGUGUGUCUGGAGGGCAUUGUUACCAAGGUGUCGCUCAUACAUCCAAAGGUUGUGCGCAGCGUUCACUAUUGUCCGGCUACGCGCAAGGUAAUGGAACGCAAAUAUACAGAUCUCACCUCAUUCGAAGCGGUGCCCUCGAGCGCUGUUUAUCCCACAAAAGACGAUGAUGGCAAUCUGCUGGAAACGGAAUUCGGCCUGUCUGUGUAUAAGGAUCAUCAGACGCUCACCAUACAGGAGAUGCCAGAAAAGGCGCCAGCCGGCCAAUUGCCGCGCUCCGUUGAUAUUGUGUGCGAUGAUGAUCUUGUCGAUCGCUGCAAGCCCGGCGAUCGUGUCCAGAUCGUUGGCAACUAUCGCUGCCUGCCUGGCAAGCAUGGCGGCUAUACAUCCGGCACCUUUCGCACCGUUCUGCUGGCCAACAACAUAUCGCUGCUCAGCAAGGAGAGCAAUCUGGAUAUCUCACGCGAGGACAUUAUGCUCUGCAAGAAACUGGCCAAAAACAAUGAUAUAUUCGAGCUGCUCAGCAAGAGCCUGGCGCCCUCCAUACACGGUCACACGUUUGUGAAGCAGGCCAUACUCUGUCUACUGCUUGGCGGCGUUGAGAAGGUUCUGCCCAAUGGUACACGUCUGCGCGGCGACAUCAAUGUGCUGCUCAUCGGUGAUCCUUCGGUGGCCAAAUCUCAGCUGCUGCGCUAUGUACUCAAUACGGCGCCGCGUGCAAUACCCACGACAGGACGUGGCUCCAGCGGCGUUGGCCUAACCGCUGCCGUUACCACAGAUCAGGAGACGGGCGAACGUCGUCUGGAGGCCGGCGCCAUGGUGCUAGCCGAUCGUGGUGUUGUCUGCAUCGAUGAGUUCGAUAAGAUGAGCGACAUUGAUCGCACGGCCAUACACGAGGUGAUGGAACAGGGUCGGGUUACCAUAUCCAAGGCCGGCAUACACGCCUCACUCAAUGCACGCUGCUCGGUGCUGGCGGCCGCUAAUCCGGUCUAUGGACGCUACGAUCAAUAUAAGACACCCAUGGAAAAUAUUGGUCUGCAGGACUCGUUGCUGUCGCGUUUCGAUUUGCUGUUUGUCAUGCUGGACGUCAUUGAUAGCGAUGUGGAUCAAAUGAUAUCGGAUCAUGUGGUGCGCAUGCAUCGCUAUCGCAAUCCCAAGGAAGCCGACGGCGAGCCCCUCACCAUGGGCAGCUCCUAUGCCGACUCGCUGGCCUUUGUCUCCAACUCGGAACAGCGCAAGGAUACGGAGCUGUAUGAGAAAUAUGAUGCACUGUUGCAUGGCAAAUCACGCAAGCGUCACGAGAAGAUUCUGUCCGUUGAGUUUAUGCGCAAGUAUAUACAUAUUGCCAAGUGCAUGAAGCCCAAGCUGACAGAGCAGGCCUGCGAGGCAAUUGCCAAUGAGUAUUCGCGCCUGCGCUCCCAAGAGGCUGUCGAAUCGGAUGUAGCACGCACACAGCCGAUUACGGCGCGUACAUUGGAAACGCUUAUCCGUUUGGCAACGGCGCAUGCCCGGGCACGCAUGUCCAAAACGGUGACCAUCGAUGAUGCCCAUGCGGCCAUUGAGCUGGUGCAGUAUGCCUACUUUAAGAAGGUGCUGGAGAAGGAGCGCGGCAGCAAGCGGCGUCGCAAUGGCGGCUCCUCCGAUGAGGAGGAGGAGGAAGAUGCCAAUGGCACCACCGAUGCCGCUACGCGCUCUCCCUCGCGCCGAUCCAAACGCACACGCACCGAACCUGAUCCAAAUGCCGUGCACGAUAGUGAUGAGGAUAUUGAGCCGCCACAGCCGGAUGUGGGCGAUUUGACGCGCCGUGAGACACGCCGCUCGCUGCCGGCACGCCAGCACCAUGAAGCCGCCGCAACCGGCUCGGAAAGUCUGACCGGCUCGGAGCCCGUCAGCAACAUAUCCGCAACGCCUGCAACCAUUACCGAUGAACGCCUGGGCGUAUUCAAGAACGGGCUGCAGCGACUGUUUCGCGAGGCACGCGAACAGAGCCUGCCGCUGCACCGCAUCACGGCGGCCAUCAACGAGAAUAAUGCGGAACCGUUUGUAGCCGGCGAGGUUGAUGCGGCCAUGCAUCGCAUGACCGAGGACAAUCAGAUAAUGGUCGCCGACGAUAUCGUCUUUCUUAUCUAAUCCUUAUAAUUUCCAGCCUACCUAUAUGCAUCUGAUUGUAACUCCCUUAGAUAACGUACAAAUUCUAUGUUUAGCCAUUAAGUCUUUCGAUUUUUUUUUGUUCAUUUUAUAUUUAUAAUAAAAACUUGGAACUCUUAUU